This is a messenger RNA of Panicum hallii, 2203 nucleotides long. RefSeq names its product phenylalanine--tRNA ligase beta subunit, cytoplasmic. Lineage: Eukaryota; Viridiplantae; Streptophyta; Magnoliopsida; Poales; Poaceae. Gene Ontology annotation, molecular function: phenylalanine-tRNA ligase activity; ATP binding; RNA binding. The transcript has 19 exons. The record is from RefSeq and is a predicted model, not a curated record. Bases 100 to 1884 code for a protein of 594 amino acids. Gene Ontology annotation, biological process: phenylalanyl-tRNA aminoacylation. Gene Ontology annotation, cellular component: cytoplasm; phenylalanine-tRNA ligase complex.
CCGAAUUCCUCCGGCGUCGUCGCUCCCGACUCACCACUACUAGGUUUUCCUCCUGCCGCCGCCUCCCCGACCGCUGCCGCAGCUGCUCCUGCUGCCGCGAUGCCGACGGUGAGCGUCGGCCGCGACCGGCUCUUCGCCGCCCUCGGCCGGACCUACACGCAGGAGGAUUUCGAGGCGCUCUGCUUCGAGUUCGGCAUCGAGCUCGACGACGUGACGACGGAGAAGGCUAUUAUGAGGAAGGAGAAGCACCUUGAGGAUGACGGCGAGGUGGAGGGCGACGACGAGGUCAUCUACAAGAUAGAGGUCGCCGCCAACAGAUACGAUUUGCUAUGUCUUGAAGGGUUAGCAAGAGCUCUUCGUGUUUUCACUGGGACUGAAGUAAACCCUGUAUUCCGAAUUUCUUCCAUCCCUCGUGGUUCAAUGCUUCAGAUGCAUGUUAAACCACAGACUUCACAAAUUAGACCACACGUAGUUUGUGCUGUCCUAAGAGGGGUAACUUUUGAUGAAGCAAGAUACAACAGCUUCAUUGACCUUCAAGACAAACUCCACCAAAAUAUAUGCCGGAAGAGAACUCUGGUUGCCAUUGGUACCCAUGAUUUGGAUACUCUGGUAGCUCCCUUCUCAUAUGAGGCUCUACCACCACAUGAAAUCAACUUCGUCCCUUUAAAGCAGGAGGAAAGCUUCAGAGCUGAUAAACUGAUGGAAUUCUAUAAAUCAGACAUGAAACUGAAGAAGUUUUUGCAUAUAAUUGAGAACUCUCCAGUGUACCCAGUUAUCUAUGAUAGCAACAGGACUGUAUUAUCGUUACCUCCUAUCAUCAAUGGUGCACAUUCAGCUAUCACCCUUACAACAAGAAAUGUCUUUAUUGAAUGUACAGCUACUGAUCUUACCAAAGCAAAGAUUGUUCUGAAUACAAUGGUUACCAUGUUCUCUGAGUAUUGUGAGAAUAAGUUUGAAGUGGAACCAGUUGAAGUGAUACAUCAUGAUGGCAGCAAAACUGUUUACCCUGAUCUUUCAUGUUACAGAAUGGAGGCUCCAUUAUCUGACAUUCUUGGGCCUAUAGGCAUCUCCCUGGAUGAGAAACAGGUUGUUUGUCUUUUAAACAAAAUGCAACUGCAAGCUGAAAGUCACUCAUCGAAGGGCGAGCAUCGGAUUUCAGUAUCUGUUCCUCCAACAAGAAGUGAUAUUCUGCACGCUCGUGAUUUGGUGGAGGAUGUUGCUAUAGCUUAUGGAUACAACAAUGUGCCAAAAUCGAAGCCAAAGUGUAUGACAAUAGGAGGAAGGCAACCAUUAAACAGAUUCUCCGAUAAAAUUCGUGCCGAGGUUGCAAGAGCUGGUUAUAUGGAGGUGCUCACGUUUAUCUUGUCUUCACACGAAGAAAACUUUGACAUGUUGAACAGAACAGAUGACAAAAGUAAAGCAGUCAUUAUCGCAAACCCUCGUACUUCCGAAUUUGAGGUUGUAAGAACUAGUCUGAUGUCGUGUUUACUGAAAACACUGAAACAUAAUAUAGACCAUCCAAGACCCAUAAAGAUUUUCGAAGUUGGUGAUGUAAUGACGCUGGACCCGUCAUGUGAUGUUGGUGCCUCUAAUAAUCGGCGGCUUGCAGCUUUGUACUGCAAUAGGGUUUCUGGAUUUGAGGAAAUUAUGGGAUUGGUGGAUAGUAUUGUCAAAAUUGUCAGAGCUCCGCAUGUCAAGUUUGGCGAGAAGUACUAUGUUCCUACAGAUGAACCUGAGUUCUUUCCGAAAAGACAAUGCAAAAUUGUUACAAGUGAUGGCAAGCAGGUUGGCUACUUAGGAAUUGUCCAUGCUGAGGUGCUAAGGAAAUUCGGCAUUCCGGAUCCCUGCACAUUUGUCGAGAUGGACAUUGAAGCCCUGUUGUAGUGCCGUCAACAGUAAACAAAGGAAAGCCUGAAGCUGGUACCUGCCACCAAUUGGUUUUGUUCAGUAAGCAUGCAUUGGGGUACCACCAAGAAGUAGAUGAUAGAUGACCCGAGCUGCAAUUUUGUGAUGAGGUUCACACCUGCAUAUGUUUUUUUACUGUGGGAAAGAGAAUAUAAGAAUAUCAAACAGGCACCCCGCAUAAUAUUCAGGGAUUGUUUUCACCAUGUUUCCAUUGUGAUACCUCAUUUCCUAUCCCAGUGUUCCAUUAAAAGUAUAUCUGGUAUGCUUUUGUUCACAAUCGAAAAGUGAUUUCUGCUCA